Messenger RNA from Spathaspora passalidarum NRRL Y-27907, 2972 nucleotides. It is a transcript of the gene SEF1, whose product is annotated as Sef1p. Gene Ontology annotation, biological process: DNA-templated transcription; regulation of DNA-templated transcription. The record is from RefSeq and is a predicted model, not a curated record. The coding region runs from base 161 to 2872 and encodes 903 amino acids. Gene Ontology annotation, molecular function: transcription cis-regulatory region binding; zinc ion binding; DNA-binding transcription factor activity, RNA polymerase II-specific. Lineage: Eukaryota; Fungi; Ascomycota; Pichiomycetes; Serinales; Debaryomycetaceae. The transcript has 3 exons. Gene Ontology annotation, cellular component: nucleus.
ACAUUUCAAUCCCUUAAAGUGUUCAGCUGGUGAUAAAAUCCUUUAAAAUCCACUUUAGUCGAUAUAGUUCGAAAGAUUCAAGUCUACUACGUUUAACUGACUGAUUCGUUCCCCGAAAUUCUCUUUUGUUUCUCCUAUUUCCGGCCAAUACCAUAGUUAAAUGAAAGCUAAAAUGGAGAAAGCAAAGGUCAAAUCAAUAUUGCCCAAACCAUCACCGUUGGUCUCCACACUGACCCCACCACCAUUGUUACCUCUAGCAAGCGCGUCAGGAACGACCACUAACAAGAGAAAGUCCCUGUCUACCGCGGCCGAACGCAAGAAACAAAGAAAAUCAGCACCUGAUUCAGAAGAUACGUCAUCAAAAUCAAAAUCUUCAAAACAAACUGGCCAUCGUCCAGUUACAUCGUGUACCUUCUGCCGUCAACAUAAAAUCAAAUGUAAUGCUUCUGAUAACUAUCCAAACCCGUGUCAAAGGUGUCAACGUAUGGGGUUGAAGUGCGAAAUUGAUCCACAAUUUAGACCCAAAAAGGGAUCCCAAAUUCAAUCAUUGAAACUGGAUGUUGAUGAGUUGAAGGCCAAGAUUGAAAUGUUAACUAAGAAUGAAAGCUUGCUCACCCAAGCUUUAACGCAACAUAACUUGAAUUAUAUGCAACAACAACAACUGCAGCAACAGUCGGGUGUUCAACUGGUAAAUGCUACACCAAUUACUGAUUCCAGUGGGUCCCCACAAACAAUGUAUCAAGGCAACGUGGUGUUUUCCCUUCCAUCCAUAACAACAAUACUGCAACCACAACGGCCAUUAGCUCCCGAGAAUACCGACAAUUACUCUCCAUCAACAGUCCAUACAAAUUCACCGGUGGACCACUACAAUCUUCCUGCAUCUGAUUCUGCCAAUACCAUUAACUACCCUGAUUAUAAACCAAUCCUGGAAUUUAUCUUGGGAGAUGUUAAAUUACCAUUAGCCAAAGCUAAUGAGUUACACGACCGUUUUGUAUCUCGAUACUUGCAAUUCAUGCCUGUGAUUACUUCCCGUUCAGCUACAGAAUUAUAUCAUAAAUCUCAGUUGCUUUUCUGGACCGUGAUUUUGAUUUCCAGUUUAGGAGAACCUGAUUCUACCUUGUACAUGUCUCUUGCGUCUUUAAUCAAGCAAUUGGCUAUUGAGACAUGUUGGAUCAAAACGCCAAGAUCUACUCAUGUUAUUCAAGCACUCAUUCUUCUUUCAAUAUGGCCCUUACCUAAUGAGAAAGUGUUGGAUGAUUGCUCGUAUAGAUUCAUUGGAUUGGCCAAAAACCUUUCCUUGCAAUUGGGAUUACAUAGAGGUGGAGAGUUUAUUCAGGAAUUCAGUAGAAAUCAAGUAAGUUUAGGUCCCGAUGCCGAAAAAUGGCGAACAAGAUCAUGGUUAGCGGUAUUCUUUUGUGAACAAUUUUGGUCGAGUUUGUUAGGAUUGCCUCCUUCGAUCAAUACUACUGAUUAUUUAUUGGAAAAUGCCCGAGUUGACAAAUCAUUGCCCAAGAACUUCCGAUUCUUGAUUUCCUUGUCGAUUUUCCAAUGUAAAUUGGUGAAUGUUAUGGGUAUUAGUGUAACUAGACCUGAUGGGUUAUUAGAACCGCUGAAUAGAGCUGGUUCUUUGAAUAUGUUGGAUCGUGAAUUGGAAAGAUUGAGGUUCAAGUUGCAAUUUGCUGAAGGGUCGGCUAUUGAAGUUUACUACUUGUAUAUUAAACUUAUGAUUUGUUGUUUUGCAUUUUUACCAGGAACACCCAUUGAAGAUCAAGUUAAAUAUGUGGGCUCGGCAUACUUGGCUAGUACGAGAAUUAUCACCAUUGUUUCCAACAUGACUAAUGAAAGCUCGUUGAUUGAGUUGCCUAUAUAUGUAAGACAAGCUAUGAAUUAUAGUGUAUUGUUGUUAUUCAAGUUACAUUUGUCAAGAUAUUUGAUUGAUAAGUAUCUUGAUAGCUCAAGACAAUCCAUUGUUACUGUCCAUAGAUUAUUGAGAAACACUCUUAGUUCUUGGAAGGAUUUACAAAAUGAUAUGACCAGAACGGCAAAGGUGUUGGAGAACUUGAAUAUUGUGUUGUACAAGUAUCCUGAUGUUUUUAUUAACGAGAAUGAAGAUGAUUCGAGUAUAAUUACGAGAAUGAGGUCGCAUUUGACUGCGUCGUUGUUUUAUGAUUUAGUUUGGUGUGUUCAUGAAGGAAGAAGGCGAACUUUGUUGGACAAGAGCAGUGGAGGAACGGUUCCUGCUACACCCAAGGCUACUACUGAUCGUAAAUACUUGCCAUUACCAUUGCCAUUCUACAAUCAAAUCAGUAAGGAUGAUUUCACAACCAAGAAAACCACAUCGCCUAAUGGAACAACCAUAACUACGUUGGUUCCAACGGAUACGGCCAUGGCCCAAGCAAGAGAACAGGCUGCUCUGAUGAAUAAACCCAUUGAAAUUAACGGUAUACCGUUAUCAAUGUUAGAAGCUACUGGGUCUAGUAGAGAUACGGCAUUUGUAAGACCUGAGCAAGAAAUAGAGGACAGAAAUGCACCACAAAAGUCAGACCAGCCACAACAACAACAGCAACAGCAACAGCAACAACAACAACUUCCACUACCUGUUCCUGCGCCACAACCACACCAACAACAACUCAGACAGCCCAAGCUUGAGUCUCACGGUAUGUUGAUGCCACUUGCCUCUAAAUCAGCAACACCUGUUAAUUCACAAUUCCUUUCCCAAUCACCAGCACCAGGGUUGACUGUUAACACACCACUUGACCAAUUUGACAACUUUUUCCAACAGCAGUCCAAUGGAUGGUUGAAUAACGACAACUACCAAGAUAAUGACGACUUCUUAGGUUGGUUUGAUGUAAACCUGUUGGCUGAGCCAUAAUGUUUGUAUAUAGACAUGUUCUUUUUUUGCUUUUUUAUUGAAUUAUGUAUGUUUUAUUUCAAGUCUUGUAUAAGUUAAAUAUAAAAAGGGUUUAUAAUUU